AGUUACUAUUUCUAACAAGGACUUUAGUCAUCCCAAGUUUUGCGGGCUCACGCUUCAAAUAGAAAUGACUGGGAAUACGUAACAAUUGCGACUGUGGUAGAUUUCGUACUAUGAUCUUCCCCUGCGCUUCAGGGGCUUGGCUUUACGAUUUUACGAUUAGCACAUAGGGGGCACAAGCAACAGGCAUGUUCUAGGAAAUUGAUGGCCCCAAGGAUACCCGGAAUCUAGCGGCUAGGUGCAUAGCCACGUUGCAUAAUCUCAAGAUAGAGGACGUAUAUAAAUCUCUACAUAUUGGGUACCUCUCGCUUGUAGUUGACCUCCAAAUAGCCAACCUUGAAAUCUGCAACACCAAAUUUUGCACGAUGGCGGGCUUAUUACAGCAGGUCGGUGCCUCACUGACCAUAUACGACAUUUUACGUUUGUUCGGCCUUGCUAUUGUGCUAGGCAUUGUGUAUACAUGCCUCAAAGCGAUAUAUAAUCUAUAUUUUCACCCUCUGCGACAUAUUCCUGGCCCACCAUUAUGGAUCGCAUUUCCGGUUACGCGAGUGAUCGGCAUGGUGCGGGGGACAGCUGAAUUUCAAGUGCGCGAUGCUCACGACAAGUAUGGCGAUGCUGUUCGGAUCGCUCCAGACCAGAUUUCUUUCACCAACGCCCAAGCCUGGAAAGAUAUCUACGGCCAUGGCCACGCCGAGUUUCCCAAGAGCUACCCGUCGGGAAUAAAAAUGGACCCUAGGAAAAUCAUCUCCUCCAACGCACAGGACCAUUUUCGAUACCGUAGGGCAAUGUUGCCUGCUUUCUCCGAUAAGGCGCUGGGGCAACAAGAACCGCUCAUCAGAGUCUACGUCGACCUGCUAGUUCAGCGGCUGCGCGAAGUAGCCCAAACGGGCAAGCCGACCAAUAUGGUUCAGUGGUACGAGUUUACGACCUUCGACCUGAUCGCAGACUUGGCAUACGGCACUCCUUUGCAAGGCUUGGCAGAGGGCAAGUCAAACGCGUGGAUUGAGAACAUCGCGAAGUCGAUGAAAUAUAUGCCCGUCAUGGUCUUGAUCGCGAUGUCUCCUGCCAUAGGGCUACUCUUCAAGCUUGCCGCCGGUUCCCAGGUCCGCAACUCGCAAGCCAACCACCACAAGCACGUCGCCAAGCUGGUCAACGACCGUAUCUAUCACAGGAAACAAGCUGAUCGAGGUGACUUCAUGGACUACAUCAUGCGUUCUCGCGGCCAAGAGCACCAGUUGACCGACGCCGAGCUCACCGUUAACAGCGAUCUACUAAUGGUCGCUGGAUCGGAAACUACAGCAACGCUCUUGAGUGGCGCAACAUUCUGGAUGCUCAAGAACACCAAUGCGCUCAAGAAGGCUACAGAAGAGGUUCGCAAUGCGUUCGAAACAGAGGAUGCCAUCACCUUCAAGGAAGUCAGUGCUAAACUGCCAUACUUGAUGGCUUGCCUGGACGAAGCCUUGCGACUCUUCCCUCCUGUUCCCCUGCGCCUUGCUCGAUCUGUUCCGGGGAAGCUUCCUGUGCGUAUUGCAGGAUUUCAAAUCCCGCCGAAUACUGUUGUCGGUGUCCACCAUCUCUCAGCUUACCACUCCGAACGUAACUUUCACAAGGCCCGAGAGUUCAUUCCCGAACGGUGGCUUCCUGAGUCUAUCACGGAUCCUACUUCGCCAUUUUACAACGACCAUCGCGAUGCCCAUCGCCCAUUCAGCUUUGGACCCCGCGACUGUAUCGGGCGGAAUUUGGCGUACCACGAGAUGCGGUUGAUCAUGGCUAGAGUAUUAUGGAACUUUGACCUUGUUUUAGAUGAAAAGUGCAGCAACUGGAAUGAGCAGAAGAUCUAUGCACUAUGGGAGAAACCGCCUCUAGAGGUGUUUAUCAAAGACCGGAAAUCUGAAUGAGAUCUGUUACAUGUUUUUUUAUGUUCGGAGUUAUAGGUACAUAGAUUAUAUGACCCUGUCACAAUUUACCGCACCUCAAUGCUGGGCUCUAUCAGCUUCCUCAUAUUACAUCUA
Messenger RNA from Annulohypoxylon truncatum, 2009 nucleotides. RefSeq names its product cytochrome P450. NCBI's taxonomy places the organism in Eukaryota, Fungi, Ascomycota, Sordariomycetes, Xylariales, Hypoxylaceae. The transcript is spliced from 2 exons. Gene Ontology annotation, molecular function: iron ion binding; monooxygenase activity; heme binding. The record is from RefSeq and is a predicted model, not a curated record. The annotation marks the transcript as partial.